AUUGAGGUGCUUAUGAUGGAGAUGCAGAAUCCAGAUAUGGGCAUCAAAACGCAGACGCAGAGGGUGAUGAUCACAAACAUCCCACACGCUGUGGCAGGUAGUGAUAUAUUGCAGUGGAUUCUCCAACGCUUGCAGAUCACUGAGGAAGAGGCACUCCACCUGGGGGACCUGUUUGUCAAAUAUGGAUAUAUCUACCCUCUUCAGGAGCCAAAGAAUCUCACCCUUAAGACAGACGGCAGUCUGUACAGGUUUCAAACCCCCUAUUUCUGGCCUGCGCAGAGCUGGCCUGCUGAUGACACAGACUAUGCAAUUUACCUAGCAAAGAAGAACAUUAAGAGGAAAGGGAUUUUAGAAGAAUAUGAAAAGGAACAUUACAACAUGCUCAAUCAAAAAAUAAACUACAAGUGGGAUUUUGUUAUUAUGCAGGCCAAAGAGCAGUAUAAGGCAGGGAAGGAGCGGAAGAAGGCGGACAGGUAUGCCCUGGACUGCCAGGAGAGAGCGUACUGGCUUGUGAACCGAACUCCUCCUGGCAUGCUAGACGUCCUAGACUAUGGCUUAGACCGCGUAACGGAUCCCAAUGAAAAUAAGGUAAACCAGAAAAAAACUAUGGACGUUUAUAGGAGAGAGAUCAUGUACUAUCAGCAGGCUGUCAUGAAGUCCAGAGUGAAAUCUUCUGUCUCUCUCGGAGGGCUUGUGAAGUACUCUGAGCAGUUCCUCUCCAAUGAUCCUAUCCUGACUGGAUGUCUCCCCAGCAACCCCUGGAUAACAGAUGACCCUGAGUUCUGGGAUCUCAAUGCAAAACUAGUGGAAGUCCCCACCAGAAUGCGUGUGGAGCGAUGGGCCUUCAAUUUCAGUGAGCUGAUACGAGACCCGAAAGGUCGGCAGAACUUCCAGCUCUUCCUGAAGAAGGAGUUCAGUGGAGAGAACCUGAGUUUCUGGGAAGCCUGUGAGGAUCUCAAGUACGGAGACCAAUCCAAGGUCAAAGAAAAAGCAGAAGAAAUUUACAAGCUCUUCCUGGCUCCAGGAGCAAGGCGCUGGAUUAACAUUGAUGGCACAACAAUGGGCAUCACGGUCAAAGGCCUCAAGCACCCUCAUCGUUAUGUUUUAGAUGCUGCUCAGACCCACAUUUACAUGCUGAUGAAAAAGGACUCCUAUGGCCGCUAUUUAAAGUCUCCAGUAUACAAGGAAAUGCUGGCCAAGGCUGUUGUGCCACAAGAGACUGUCAGAAAAAGCUCCACUUUCCCAUUCGGACGCCGUCACCUCCGCUCCAGCCCCAGCCCCGUCAUCCUGAGGCAGCAGGAGGAAGAGGCCAAAGCCAAAGAAGCCGCCACGACCGUGGACAUCACACAGGUCAUGAGCAAGCUGGAUCGCAGGAGCCAGCUCAAGAAGGAACCUCCCAAGUAGGCUCUGAGCCCCGCAGGGCACAGCACAGGGAAAAGACAAGCCGAGGCUGGUGUUGAGCUUCAUCUCCCCUUCCUGAAGGUGUCAGUGCUGCUUUAAGUUUCCCAGGCCGGCUCUGCCAGCAGCCGGCUUCUUGCGUGUUGCCAUGGCUUCUGGAGCAGCAGAUGCCACUUCCCAGGCAUGUCAGGCAUGGGAGUGCUGCCGGAGCCAGGCUGCUGGCUGUGCCGGACUCAGGGUGCAGGGCCCCGGCUCCCUCCCCGCACACCUCGGAGUGGGGGAUGCCUUCUGGCUGCCCCAAGCUCCCCCCCAGAGGUUAGGCAGCCCGGCUGCCUCUCUCUUGCCUCCUGCUCCUCCAGGAGGUGGGAUGGCACAUGGCAGAGUAAAGCUCUGCUGUCCCAAUCCUUUGGGUUCAAAUCAGCCUUCCUUGGAGCAGAGGUGGACAACCCCGCAGGAAGUACAGCAAGGUGGCCCACCUUGGAGUGCGUCCGCACUGGUGUCCAUCCUUUCGUGGGGGUGUGCGCCCUCCCAAGGGGUGCACCCCGGGCACCCCCUGAGAGGAGUGCACCCC
Messenger RNA from Fulmarus glacialis (Northern fulmar), 1969 nucleotides. It is a transcript of the gene RGS9, whose product is annotated as regulator of G-protein signaling 9. The transcript has 16 exons. Lineage: Eukaryota; Metazoa; Chordata; Aves; Procellariiformes; Procellariidae. The record is from RefSeq and is a predicted model, not a curated record. Gene Ontology annotation, biological process: regulation of G protein-coupled receptor signaling pathway; intracellular signal transduction; G protein-coupled receptor signaling pathway. The annotation marks the transcript as partial.